Scophthalmus maximus (turbot) is the source of this 3076-nucleotide messenger RNA. RefSeq names its product N-myristoyltransferase 1a (gene nmt1a). Bases 46 to 1509 code for a protein of 487 amino acids. The transcript is spliced from 12 exons. Gene Ontology annotation, cellular component: cytoplasm. NCBI's taxonomy places the organism in Eukaryota, Metazoa, Chordata, Actinopteri, Pleuronectiformes, Scophthalmidae. Gene Ontology annotation, molecular function: glycylpeptide N-tetradecanoyltransferase activity. Gene Ontology annotation, biological process: N-terminal peptidyl-glycine N-myristoylation. The record is from RefSeq and is a predicted model, not a curated record.
UAAAGGCGUCGACAGCACGCGGUGGCGGCCCCCCUCACUUCCUGGAUGAAGAUGGCGGAUGAGAAUGAGACAGCACCGAUGCCGGAGGGAGACGAUGUAGAGGACCACGCACACUGCAGCGACUGCGAGAACGAGGAGCACCGCUCCGACGACGGUGACACGGGUCCGGCCGACGACACCGGCGCUAAGAAGAAGAAAAAAAGGCAGAAAAAGAAGAAGAAAUCUGGUGCCACCGAAGCGGCUCAGGACACCCUCGCCAAGGUGAAUUCUUUGCCAGCUGAUAAGCUCCAGGAGAUCCAGAAGGCCAUUGAACUGUUCUCCGUCGGCCAAGGUCCCGCCAAAACCAUGGAGGAGGCGAGUCGGAGGAGUUACCAGUUCUGGGAUACGCAACCUGUGCCCAAGCUUGGGGAGACGGUGACGUCACACGGCUCCAUCGAACCUGACAAAGACCAGAUUCGCGAGGAGCCCUACAGCCUCCCACAGGGCUUCAGCUGGGACACCCUCGACCUGGGCGACUCCGCCGUGCUGAAGGAGCUUUACACUCUUCUCAACGAGAACUAUGUGGAAGAUGACGACAACAUGUUCAGAUUCGAUUACUCCCCCGAGUUCCUUCUCUGGGCCUUGCGGCCUCCUGGCUGGUUGCCCCAGUGGCAUUGUGGAGUGAGGGUUAACUCCAACCAGAAGCUUGUGGGUUUCAUCAGCGCCAUUCCUGCCACUAUCCGCAUCUAUGACAUAGAAAAGAAAAUGGUUGAGAUCAAUUUCCUCUGUGUCCACAAGAAGCUUCGCGCCAAACGAGUCGCCCCGGUGCUGAUCCGAGAGAUCACCAGACGGGUCAACCUGCAGGGCAUCUUUCAGGCCGUGUACACUGCCGGAGUGGUACUGCCCAAACCCGUGGGAACAUGCAGGUACUGGCAUCGUUCUUUGAACCCACGUAAACUAAUCGAGGUGAAGUUCUCUCACUUGAGCAGGAACAUGACUAUGCAGCGCACCAUGAAGUUGUACCGUCUGCCUGAGGCCCCGAAGACUUCGGGUCUGCGGCCCAUGACCAAGAAGGAUGUGCCGUUGGUGCAUCGCCUCCUGCGUGAGUACCUGAGCCAGUUCAGCCUGGUGCCCUAUAUGAACCAGGAAGAGGUGGCUCACUGGCUACUGCCCCGGGAAAACAUUAUCGACACUUUCCUGGUUGAGAACGAUGGCAAAGUAACCGAUUUCCUGAGUUUCUACACGCUGCCCUCCACCAUCAUGAACCACCCCGUGCACCGCAGUCUAAAAGCGGCGUACUCCUUCUACAAUGUGCACACCACCACCACCAUGCUCGACCUGAUGUCCGACGCCCUCAUCUUGGCCAAAUCGAAAGGGUUUGAUGUCUUCAAUGCACUGGAUCUAAUGGAAAACAAGACUUUCUUGGAGAAGCUAAAGUUCGGCAUCGGUGAUGGGAAUCUACAGUAUUAUCUGUACAACUGGAAGUGUCCCAGCAUGGGCUCGGAGAAGGUCGGGUUGGUGCUGCAGUGACCUCCCUCCCCUCACGCCACAAACGAGUGUCACCAACAACAUGCCAGGAGACCGAAAAACCAUCGUACCAACCCACCUUGACAGAUGGACUGAUGACUUCCUGCUUCUGGGAAGGAAAAAAAAAACAACCCAUCGCCCUUCUUUUACUUUUUGACCUUUUGAACUUUGACCUGCACUACCGCUGCCAGGCGGGGGGAGGCGGGGAAGGGUCAUCGGCUCUUUCCUCCACCGUCAAUCACAUGGACCUUUUAAAGCCAUUGUAGUUUUACCAUCGCGAAACAACUGUAUUUACAUCUGAACGCUGUCUUGAUUGUAACCGAACACGCAUACACACAAGAACAGUCUGCACCGGUUACUCGAUGCCAAACACAAAAACAAUUCAAAUUUUGUAAAUAACAUCAAAACAUAACUGCGCAUCAUGCCCUUAACACCAACUUACCAGAGCCUAUGGUUUUAUUUUAUUCCUAAUUAUUGGAAGUGCUUUUUUGCAAUUAAAAUAAACCCGUCAUCCUUUAAAAAUACUUUAAGAGGAAAAGCUCAAAGCUAUGAGGUAAUAAAUACCAAAAGUGGACACCAGAUGAAGGGCUGUUAAGAUUUCUCUUCUCAUGCUUGGUACUGUCUGUUUUUGUUUUUUUUCCCUUUGAUUUUCUCAUCAAACCCUCUGUUCUGUUUAUGACAUGUACGUUUAUUCUGGACGUCUCCUCAUCUGUACAAACGUUCAUGAACCACCUCCCAAGCUUACUGCACUAACAGACGAAGCAGAGAAAGAACCAGACUAACCAUAAUGGACUAACUCAGUUGGAGGGAGGGGAAAUAUGAUUUUUGGAAUGCGGUUGGACUGCUACAGCGAGAUCGAAGGCAUUACAGUACGCCGUCUACGCAGCGCGUUUAUGAGCAGAAAUCAGAUUUGUAAUGAAAGCUUGACGUCCACUCUUACUAACUUGGGUUUUGCCGUUGAUUCCCGAAAAAGGCUGAAGGGCUCAAAGGUCAAAAGUGUUUAGAACCUUUUCUUUUUUUGGAACUCAGUAUGCAGAUUUUUCUCUGUGCGGGAAUCCCAUAAAAAAUAAUCAAAAUAAAAAAUAAUUUGGGACAUUACAAAAAACAAAACAACAUGUGACACGAUAACAGGCACAUGGAUCAUAUGAGGCUCUUGGCUGUUUGAAGGCAAAAAAAAUGUUUUUUGUCAAGUUUAAUGAACUAACAUCUCUAAUAUAAUGCUAUUUAUGGGGAUAUAUUUUGAAAGCGACAUCAAACGAAGUUCGAAUUAUGAAAUAUGAGCCUCAUAUCGUACAGUAGAUGGAUCCCCGUCAGUUAAAAAUCUGAGGUUUCAGGGUGGGCGUUGGACCUGGAGCCAUGAACCGGCCAUCGUGAUGGUGGUGAUGAUGAUGAUGAUGAUGAUGAAAACUGGGGUGAAUCCCCUGCUUAAAGUGUUUCCUGUGUGAGUGGGUUCUAUUUGCAAACAGAUGUAAAAAAAAAAAAUAAAUAGGAAAAAGGAAACGAAUGCGAAGAUGCAGGUGAUUUUCUUUUUUCUCUUUUUUUGGAGCAAAAAAAUAAAAUCUAGAAGUUG